Molecule: messenger RNA, 472 nt
Organism: Maniola jurtina (meadow brown)
Lineage: Eukaryota; Metazoa; Arthropoda; Insecta; Lepidoptera; Nymphalidae
Exons: 2
Coding region: 53-472 (139 amino acids)
Source: RefSeq, a predicted model, not a curated record
GUUAUAAGUUGGAAUUUUAAAUAUUUUUUCUAUUUAUCCUAUUUAAAUUAAAAUGUUAAAGUCCGUGAUAAUAUUGAUGAUGUUUGUAGUUUGUUGUUAUUGUUUAGAAGGCAGUGAUUUGUCUGUUUUGGAGUCGAGAGCCAAAAAGAAAAGGAAUUCGCUCAAACUCCUGGGACUGAUCCUGCUGUUUGUCUUCUCAAAAAUGGCAAUUUUCAAAGCGGUUUCCGUAUUCCUCAUGAUGACGUUCUUCCAAAAGCUAUUUUCGUUCGGCGGUCUAGUGUUCAAGUACUUCAUGAAGAUGAAAGCUGAGAAGCAGAAGCCUGCGCACGUAUACGGCGCCCCUCCGAACCAGAACUAUGACACUGUGGGGUACAGCUACGGUCCCCCGGAUCACGAGCCGCUGCAUCAAGAAGGGUACCCUGGGAAAGAAGUUGCACACUUGGGUUGGCUUUUGAAUAAACAUACUCAAUAA